AUGCUACUCAAGGUAGCACUUAUUGGGAGGUCGAGCCACUGGCGGAUGUAUUUGGCGGAAAAUAAUAAUAAUAAUAAUAAUAAUAAUAAUACUAAUAAUAAUAAUAAUAAUAAUAAUAAUAAUAAUAAUAAUAUACAAACAAACAAACUGAUCAGUGCUGUUGCAUUGUAUGUUGCGAGGAAACUAGGCAUAGGGAAACCAAAGAUAGAAAAUAAGACAAGAGAACCAUGGUGGAAAAGAAGAAUAAGCGAAUCUAUUAAUGAACUUAGAAAGCACAUUAACAUACUUGAGCGCGAAAAGAGAGGUGAAGUAUCGAAGAAAGGGAAAUACCAUGAACUGUCAAAAAAGUAUAACAUCACGAGAAAAGGAAUCUCUACUGUAAUUGAAGAGUUGAAACAGAGAAUGCAAGCCAAGGCUUUCAAACUAAGAAGGUACGAGCAAAGGACGCGACAAUACCAAAUUAAUCGAAUGUUUCAAUAUGACCAAAAGAAGGUAUAUCAACAACUACAGGGUAAAGACAAAAGAGAGAAUACAACACCAGAUGCAGAUGAAAGUACAAAAUUUUGGUCGAACAUAUGGGACAACGAAACACAGCACAAUAAAAAGGCUAAGUGGUUAGAGGAGUUAAAAAACAACAAACCUAAUCUAUCACAAAAUGACAUUGAAAUAACAACUAGAAUGGUAAAUCAGCAAGCCAAGAAGAUACCUAACUGGAAAGCUCCUGGCCCUGAUGGAGUCCAGGGGUUUUGGAUAAAGAAACUUACAUCUCUACACGAAAGAAUUGCUGCCCAACUCAAUGAUUUGAUAAAUGAUGAAAUAGAAAUACCCUCGUGGAUGACCACCGGCAGAACUGUGCUAUGUCAAAAGGAUCCAAAAAAUGGCAAUGCAGUGGAUAACUAUAGACCCAUAUCCUGCUUGCCAUUAAUGUAG
Rhopilema esculentum is the source of this 930-nucleotide messenger RNA. The record is from RefSeq and is a predicted model, not a curated record. NCBI's taxonomy places the organism in Eukaryota, Metazoa, Cnidaria, Scyphozoa, Rhizostomeae, Rhizostomatidae.